AUGCCCGGCCACGUCGUGAAGAGCACGGGUCCCGACCCCGACCCCACCGAGUUCCUGUUCAUCUCGGCUGAACAGCGAAUGCUCGACCAGACCAAGCCUUACGAUCCCAAGAAGUCUUGCUGGGUCCCUGACGAUAAGGAGGGCUUCCUUGAGGGCUUGAUCCAGGGCGCCAAGGGUGACAAACUAGUCAGCGUCCAGCUGAAGAGCGGUGAGGUCAAGGACUACAAGACGGAAUCUGUGGUUCAGGUCAACGCUUCCAAGUACGAAAAGUGCGAAGAUGUGUCCAACUUGACCUUCCUCAACGAUGCUUCUGUCCUGUACAACUUGAAGAGCCGUUGCCAGGCCAAGCUGAUCUACACCUACUCUGACCUCUUCUGCAUCGCCAUCAACCCCUACAAGCGCUUCCCCAUCUACACCAACCGCACCGUCAAGAUCUACCAGGGCAAGAGGCGCAAUGAGGUGCCUCCCCAUCUCUUCGCCAUCUCCGACGGCGCCUACAUGGACAUGUUGCAAUCGAGCGUUAACCAGUCCAUGCUUAUCACUGGUGAGUCUGGCGCCGGCAAGACUGAGAACACGAAGAAGGUGCUGUCCUACUUCGCCAACGUCGGCGCCACCACAAAGAAGAAGGAAGAUGAGAACAAGCCGAACUUGGAGGACCAGAUCGUGCAGACAAAUCCUCCGCUGGAGGCUUACGGCAACGCCAAGACCACCCGUAACGACAACUCCUCUCGUUUCGGUAAGUUCAUCCGCAUCCACUUCGCCCCCAACGGCAAGCUCUCCGGUGCUGACAUCGAGGUGUACCUGCUGGAGAAGGCUCGCGUGGUGUCCCAGGCCCCUGCCGAGCGUGGCUACCAUAUCUUCUACCAGAUGAUGACCGACCGAGUCCCUUACAUUAAGAAAAUUUGCAAACUCUCAAAUGACAUUUACGACUACCAUUACGAGGCUCAGGGCAAGGUAACUGUGCCUACCAUCGAUGACAAUGAAGACAUGGAAUUUACUCAUAAUGCCUUCACUAUUCUGAAUUUCACUGACGAGGAGCGUGACAGCUGCUACAAAAUCACGGCCGCCGUCAUGCACAUGGGCAACAUGAAGUUCAAGCAGAGAGGUCGCGAGGAGCAGGCUGAGCCCGAUGGCACAGAGGCAGGUGAAAUCCUUGGUGAACUUCUCGCCACUGACAGUGAGGAGUUAUACAGGAAUCUGUGCAAGCCCAAGAUCAAGGUCGGUGCUGAGUUCGUCACCCAGGGUAGGAAUGUCGCCCAGGUCUAUUACUCCGUUAGCGCUCUGGCCAAGGGCGUGUUCGAUCGUCUCUUCAAGUGGAUCGUGAAGAAGUGUAACCAGACCCUGGAGACCGGCAUGAAGCGUGCCAUGUUCAUUGGUGUGCUCGAUAUUGCCGGCUUCGAGAUCUUCGACUUCAACGGCUUCGAGCAGAUCUGUAUUAACUUCUGUAACGAGAAGUUGCAGCAGUUCUUCAACCACCACAUGUUCGUGCUUGAGCAAGAGGAGUACAAGGCCGAGGGCAUUGACUGGGUCUUUGUCGACUUCGGUAUGGAUCUGCAGGCUUGCAUUGAGCUCUUCGAAAAGAAACUCGGCCUCCUCGCCAUCCUCGAGGAAGAGUCCAUGUUCCCUAAGGCUACUGACAAGACGUUUGAGGAGAAGCUGAAGGCCAACCAUCUGGGCAAGUCUCCCUGCUUCAUCAAGCCCAAGCCUCCCAAGCCAGGCCAGUCUGAGGGUCACUUCGCCAUCGUCCACUACGCCGGCACUGUGACUUACAACCUGAGUGGCUGGCUGGAGAAGAACAAGGAUCCCCUCAACGACACCGUCGUGGACCAGCUCAAGAAGUCCAAAAUGGAUCUCGUUGUGGAGCUCUUCGCCGAUCAUCCCGGCCAGUCUGCUCCCGCUGAGGCCAAGGGAGGUAUGAAUUUAGGAAUACUUUAA
Penaeus vannamei (Pacific white shrimp) is the source of this 1935-nucleotide messenger RNA. The record is from RefSeq and is a predicted model, not a curated record. NCBI's taxonomy places the organism in Eukaryota, Metazoa, Arthropoda, Malacostraca, Decapoda, Penaeidae.